Molecule: messenger RNA, 2151 nt
Organism: Papaver somniferum (opium poppy)
Lineage: Eukaryota; Viridiplantae; Streptophyta; Magnoliopsida; Ranunculales; Papaveraceae
Product: DEAD-box ATP-dependent RNA helicase 35-like
Exons: 3
Coding region: 132-1919 (595 amino acids)
Biological process (GO): mRNA splicing, via spliceosome
Cellular component (GO): spliceosomal complex
Molecular function (GO): ATP binding; RNA helicase activity; RNA binding
Source: RefSeq, a predicted model, not a curated record
GAGUCCUCUUCUCCAGUCUACAAAGUUUUCGAAUAACUUCAGCAGUUCCCCCCUCCGUCUUCCAUCUGAGAUAGACAGUUUCAGGUUUAGGGUUUUAGGUAUUUCUCUUUUAGUUCUUCUUAUCACUCAAGAUGGCAUCAACAGUUGAGAUAGAGGAAGAUGAUGAUUAUGAAGAAUAUAUACCUGUGAAGAAAAGGAGAUUAAUGGAAGCUCAGAAAAUUCUUCAAAGGAAAGGUGGUAAAACGGCAGUACUCGGAGAGGGAGAUGUUGAGGAAUCAAAGCUUGCGGAAAAUAAGCCAAGUCUUUUAGUUAAGGCAUCUCAGCUGAAACGUGAUCUUCCAGAGAUAACCCCAAUUGAGCAGAAAGUUCAAGAAGAGAAGGAAAUGAUUGAACACCUCUCUGAUCGUAAAACACUGAUGUCUGUUCGGGAAUUAGCUAAAGGAAUUACUUAUACUGAGCCAUUGGAGACUGGGUGGAAACCGCCGUUACCCAUAAGAAGGAUGUCUCCAAAAGACUGUGAUUUGAUUCGAAAACAGUGGCACAUACUUGUUGAUGGUGAUCAAGUGCCUCCACCAAUUAAAACAUUUAAAGACAUGAGAUUUCCGGAACCAGUUCUAAAGAAAUUGAAAGAAAAAGGGAUUGUACAACCAACUCCGAUUCAGGUCCAAGGGCUUCCCGUUAUCUUAUCUGGAAGGGAUAUGAUAGGAAUCGCUUUUACAGGGUCUGGGAAGACAUUAGUUUUUGUGCUUCCGUUGAUUAUGAUUGCGAUACAAGAAGAAAUCAUGAUGCCAAUUGUACCUGGAGAAGGCCCAUUUUGUUUGGUAAUUUGCCCCUCAAGAGAACUUGCUAGGCAGACUUUUGACGUGGUGGAAGAGUUUCUAGUCCCAUUGAAGGAGCAAGGGUACCCUGAAAUAAGGCCUUUGUUGUGUAUCGGUGGCAUUGAUAUGAGAUCACAGUUGGAGGUGGUAAAAAAGGGAGUGCAUAUUGUGGUUGCCACUCCUGGGAGAUUGAAGGACAUGCUGGCAAAGAAGAAAAUGAAUCUUGACAAUUGCAGGUACUUGACAUUAGAUGAAGCUGAUCGAUUGGUAGAUUUGGGAUUUGAAGAUGACAUAAGAGAAGUGUUUGACCACUUUAAAUCACAGAGGCAAACUCUUCUUUUUUCCGCCACCAUGCCCACAAAGAUCCAGAACUUCGCAAGAAGUGCUCUUGUUAAACCAGUGACGGUUAAUGUUGGACGAGCUGGAGCUGCAAAUCUGGAUGUCAUACAAGAAGUAGAAUAUGUGAAGCAGGAGGCUAAGAUUGUUUACCUUCUUGAGUGCCUUCAAAAGACCCCACCUCCUGUACUGAUUUUCUGUGAGAACAAAGCCGAUGUGGAUGAUAUCCACGAAUAUCUUCUUUUGAAAGGAGUUGAGGCAGUGGCCAUUCAUGGAGGGAAAGAUCAAGAGGAGAGAGAAUAUGCAAUUUCUUCUUUUAAAGCAAGCAAAAAAGAUGUGUUGGUGGCUACUGACGUUGCCUCCAAAGGGUUGGACUUUCCUGAUAUUCAACAUGUGAUCAACUAUGACAUGCCUGCGGAAAUUGAGAACUAUGUCCAUAGGAUUGGACGUACUGGACGGUGUGGAAAAACAGGUAUUGCUACGACUUUCAUAAACAAGAACCAAAGUGAAACUACUCUUCUUGAUCUGAAGCAUCUCUUGCAAGAAGCGAAGCAGAGGAUUCCUCCAGUUCUUGCAGAACUUGACGAUCCAAUGGACAAUGGGCCUGACAUUACUGAUUUAAGUGGAGUUAAGGGUUGUGCUUACUGUGGUGGUCUAGGGCAUCGUAUCAGUGAUUGUCCCAAGUUGGAGCAUCAGAAGAGUCAGUCAAUUGCAAAUUCUAGAAGAGACUACUUUGGCUCUGGCGGCUACCGUGGGGAAGUCUGAUACUUCUGUCAUGUUUUUCCACCUUUUUUUUUACUUGAAAAAGAAGGCAGACCUUGUAUCUGGAUUGCAUUUGGGAAUAUUCUAUGUUCUCAGUUUUUACAGAAAUAUGUAGUGUUUUCCUUUGUUUUAACUUUUUAAUGUAUAAUUUCAAGUAGUUUUUGUCAGAAUAUCAGCCAAUUUACCAGAAACACUGAUUAGGAAUAAUGAGAGUAAAUUUUAAAUGAUCUUGCUA